Lycium ferocissimum is the source of this 764-nucleotide messenger RNA. RefSeq names its product CASP-like protein 2C1. Lineage: Eukaryota; Viridiplantae; Streptophyta; Magnoliopsida; Solanales; Solanaceae. Bases 72 to 650 code for a protein of 192 amino acids. The record is from RefSeq and is a predicted model, not a curated record. The transcript has 3 exons.
AACAUAUUAUAAAUGCAUGAUGCUAUCUGCCAUCAUCUCUUCCAUCAGUUUUGAAACUUAAAGAUCAUAAUAUGGACAUUGUGAGAAAAGAGUUUUUCUUAAGGCUUUUUGCUACUGUGUUUUUGGUUUUGACUGCUGUCUUGGUUGGAUUUGAUACUCAAACUAAAGUCCUAUUCUAUGUCCACCGAAAAGCCACCUUCAAAUAUUUGAAUGUCUUGAGUGUUUUGGUAUGGAUUGAUGCUGCUGUUGCUUGUUAUAACGUACUCCAACUGUUAAGAUGUUUCUUCAUUUCUACUUCAAGGGGGGAUGCUAAACAAUCAUCUUACAAGAAUUGUUGGUUGUUUUUCUUCUUAGACCAGGUGGUUGUGUACACUGUAUUUGCAGCAAACACAGCAGCAAUUCAAGCAUCAGCAGUAGCACUCUUUGGGGUUAAAAGUUUACAAUGGAUGAAGUUAUGCAAUAAAUUCCCAAAAUUUUGUAUCCAAAUUGCAAGUGCUUUAAUAGUGGGCUAUGUUGCUGUCCUCCUAUUGGCUGUGGUCUCUUCAAUUUCUGCCUAUCAAUUAUUCAGGCUCUACUCACCUAAGCAUUUCCUUAAACUUAAAAGAAAAUUAAAUGAUGAUGAUGAGUUGCAUUCUACUAGUACUAUAUAAAUUUAUAUAUUGUGGACUUUGUAAUAUGGCACUUACCUUUUAUUCAGCAAUAUUUAUUUUUCUUGUGUAAUUAGGGAACAUAGUGAAAUUAAUAAAGAGAGAGUUAAUACAGUA